Molecule: messenger RNA, 8979 nt
Organism: Bicyclus anynana (squinting bush brown)
Lineage: Eukaryota; Metazoa; Arthropoda; Insecta; Lepidoptera; Nymphalidae
Product: tetraspanin-7
Exons: 7
Coding region: 6373-7086 (237 amino acids)
Cellular component (GO): membrane
Source: RefSeq, a predicted model, not a curated record
UGACUUCUGUACGACUAACAAAACUAUAAAAUACUGAAAGGUUCAACAUACACUGGCAUGCCUUUUGCCUAAGCAAUUAAAGCUCGGAACAGGGAAAGAAAGGAACUAAUAAGUUCUAUGGUAGAGUUGGUAGCCAUUUAUCUCGCAGCGGGUAUUCAAAGAAAAGCAAAAGUUAGAUCUAUUAAUAUCUCGGCCGCUGCAAGUUGCGCUGUACUUAACUCACCUUGGAUUUACAACUGGUUAUUUUAAUUUAAUUAUACUUUUGCAUUCGAUUUAAAUAGAUUACUAUGCAGUAUCUAAAAUUGGAAGUGUGCAUUAUGCAUUAGUAGGUGUUUUAUAAUACUUCAUUAAAAUUAACCUAGUUUGCAUAAAAGUUUUUUUUUAUACAUUACAAGUUAGCCCUUGACUAUAAUCUCACCUGAUGGUAAGUAUGAUGCAAUCCAAGAUGGAAGCGGGCUAACUUGUAACUUGUUAUUUUCAUCCUCCUGAAAAUCUAUGUCCCUCUCGGUAUCUACACGGUAUCGUACCGGCACGCUUGACGGUACGUCUUUGUCGGUAGGGUGGUAACUAGCCACGGUCGAAGCCUCCCACCAGCCAAAAUAGUUUUAUAUGUUUAUCUUGCGCGUAGAGUUCUUUAUUAGAAACAUAUAUUUUUAACAUGUCCUUCGUAUAGGUAAUCAGUGGCGUGCAUUUCAUACAUGCAUUAAAGCACAGCUUACCUCAACAAAUGCUUUGUUAAUGCUUAUCCAAUGCACAUUUUCGCAGUUUGGUUAAAUUGACUUAGGAGUAUGUGGAUUUUGGGAAUCUAAAUUUUAAAACCCAUUUCUUCUUUUAGUACUUUGUAAUUCUACUGAAAUUAUUUAACUAAGGACAUUGAAUUUUUCUUAAACUUCUGGGAAUUUAAUUCAUUAAAAUGAUUGAAAUUACGUUUUGUUGUUACCAUGCUUGUAUCUUCUCCUGAUGAGGGUAUAGGUACGUCCAUGAAAUAAUAUAGUACGUUUAGCAAAAAAAGAUAUCUCUGCCAUAAAUUGACGCUCAGACCAGGGUCUCCCCCAGCCAGUAUGACGCUGUGAACUCUUCUACGGUACGAAAUACAGGCCUAAGACAGCGGGUUAUAACUAAUUUUAAUGCAGCUUUUUUUCUUUCCAUAUAAGUAUAAAAUAAAAGUACAUUAUGAUAUGUUUUUUUUUUCAUUUAUCCUAGGUAUUCGAUAUUCGUUAUCAUGAGGUCAGGUUUAGGCAGCUGCAACAGCUCGAGAAUCAAGAUAAACUCAAAUAAAUUACUUGUUAUUAAAACGUGACAGAUUGCUUUUCUAUUUUAAAUUAAGUAAAAGUGUAAUUCUAUUUUAACGCUAAACUUGAUGCUAUCUAAAUCGAAACAAGAGAUUUAUUUAUAGUUGUAUCUCCGUCUCGUAGAUCCCAAAAUAAACUUUCAUGAAUGUGAACCGAUAUAUUUACUAACAUAGAGGAUACGCCGAUUUAUUGACGCAUGCGUAUUACACCAGCGCGCGCACUGUUAUCACCUGAUAAGCCCAUUCACUCCAGAAUCAAGCCUUCCGAGCCAAACAUGUUGCUCAAAAAAUAACAUUGAAACGUAAACUGAAACAAAUACCAAAAUGGGCAACCAAUUUAAUGUUGUGGCUGUUGUGGCGUGCUUUAAGACACUACUUUUCCUCUUCAAUAUUGUGUUCUGGCUGACGGGCCUUCUCAUGCUAGUUUUGGGCCUCUGGGCGGAGUUCGGCCUUUACAAGUAUAUGGAGAUGUCCCCGGAGUUCUCGGGGACUGCCCCGCUCGUUAUCAUUGUGAUGUGGCGGCAAAACGGAGAAUUUAAUGGAGAUAAUCCCGAACGAGAAGUUAAGAGAGAUAAAAACCGGAACGAGUGGGGACGGCACGACACAACAGAUUGCAACAGACCCGUUACAGAGUUCAACGCGAAAGAGUGUGAUAAUCUCUAAUUUGCAGUAAACCACCAUUGUUACUAGACUUUUAUGUAAUAACUAUCGUGGGACAAGUAAUUAUGAGUUCCGUUGCUGAUAUUCUACAUAAUUCUAUGUAAUUUUAUGCAGGGGCUGCAAAAAACUAUCUAUAAUGUAAGGUGGCACUAGCAAUCAUGUCGAUUGCAGAUUGCAAGAGCUCUUUCAAUUUAAAUUCGCUGUUUUUUACUCUGUUCGCCUUUUAUGACAUCAAUACUUGCAUACUGAGAUUAUAAAUCCAAAGGUAAGCAUGUUGUCCUUUUUCGUCUUCCACAAUACCGAUUAUUAUAAAUUUUAGUAGAGAUAAUAAUUGAAACUCAACGCAAAACCAGAAAAUGGACUUGUUAUACCAGAAAAAUCCAUGGUUCCCGCGGGAUUUGUGUAAAACAGAAAUUUUCACUCGAACGCAGUUGCGGACGGAUUUCGACAUUGAUCGUCAGUGACAGAGUCAUUAUUACCCGCUAUCUCACAUUAAAACAGCGUGGUGGGUCUAAGCUUCUAUUACUUCUUCAAAACGCUAAUGUUGAUGAUGAUUAAUGAUUAUAGGUUGGCGAUCUGGAUGGUACUGAGUUCGAUUUCCAGCUUGAGUCCAUAAAAUUUAAUAAUAUUUUCUAAAUUGCCUCGGAUCUGGGGAUAGGCAUCGGCCAUAUCGUAUUGCCGCGUAGAAAUCUUCAGAGGUAAGUGUGGAAUAAUUCAUCUCAUUCUGAGAGGAAACUCGAGCAGCAGUGAGCCGAAUAUGGGUUGAUAAUGAUGAUGAUGAUGAGUAGAAUAAACUCGUACGAAAGCUAGCCCCCAUCUGUCAUUACCUACCAGGUGAGAUCGGACAUCGGAAUCAAGGGCCAAAUUGACAUUGAAUAAAAAAAACAACCCUACAAAUUCUGCAAACAAAACAGUAACGUCUACGCCUAUCAAUUAACCAACGUUAAACGUAAUCUUAAAAUUAAAAUAAAAUCUUUUUAACAAUAAAAAAAAUUACCCGACUUUGUAAUCACAAAAAUAAACUAAAAAGUAAAAAAAAACAUCGUAUGUGCUACCUUCUGAUCACUUUGAAGGCAGUGCCAAGCCAGUGACGUAAUAAUUAAAUUAAUUUUAAUUAAUAAUUUAAAGAUUUUAUUUUUAAGGUUUUAUUCUGUCCUAGCAUAGUGAACGAAAGCGCCACGAUACGGGCAAUUUCGUUAUUUUCAUUUUAACACAAAAUUACAGAACCUAUUAUCAUGAAAAUUGAAUGGGGCCAAUCUGGAAGUGAAAUCUUUCAAAUAAAAAAAGAAUUUUCAAAAUUGGUUAGGAAAUGAGGAUGUUAUGAGGUAACAAACAUUACAAAAAAAACCUACGCAUCGAAUUGAGAACCUCCUCCAUUUUUUGAAGUCGGUUAAUAACAACAACACAGCUCUUAAUAAAAUGGAGUAGGUACGUGACAUUAUGUCGACCCAGUUUUCCCCUAAAGUACAACAAUACAAAGACUCGUAUCAUUUAACUGUCGUCUUCUAACUCAAGGUUUAAGGCCUAAGGGUCAAUUUGUAACGUGCGAGGCAAACAAAUUCGUCGUUUGUGUGUUUUGCUUUAGUGAACAAACACCCAUAUUUGUGCAAUGAUAAUUUUAUACUAUAGAUCGGUUACGUCCCUACAAAAUCACCGCAAACAGUGAUCUGAACAAUAAGCUACAAAACUAAGCGCACACAAUUUUGUCUUUAAUUCCAUUAUUUAUUUAUGUACGUAUAUAGUUUUUACACUUCCUGAGCACACAAAUCGAUAUCGUAGAUGAUAUAUAGGUAUUAUUUGUAUAAAUAGCGUUCGUUGUUGACCACAACUAACAUUGAGAUGUAGAAAUUUCCUCUUUUGAGCGCCUCAUUUUUCAUAGCCUAGUAACACAUCUAACAGUAUUUAACAUCAUUGUAUUUGUGAAUAUUAUGUAUUUUUAAAAUAAUAUACAUAUGUAUAGAUAGAUAUGUCUUAAAACAUUAUAAAAUUGUCCUCUUUAUUCCCCGCAAUUCAAAUAAAUGGCUGUGCUACGAGUGGGUACGAAAAUAGUUGCGGGCGGGCAUCGAACCCUCGACCUCUCGGAUGUAUUCCGGCUCUUUGUCGAGAUGGUUCAUUGAUGUCUAAAAAGGUUGAUUCACUUGCGGAAUUGAGUCUAUGGAUCUAUGUAUCAUGUAUGUUUAUUUUACCUAGUGGCGCAGUGGUAUGCGUAUGGACGGAGGUCCUGGGUUCGAUCGGCUGAGCCGAUUGUGUGUUUCUUUAAUUGGUCCAGGUGUGGCUGGUGGGAAGCUUCGGACGUGGCUAGUUACUACCCUAUCGUACCCACGUACCAUCCAAGUGAUCUAGCGUCCCGGUAUGAUAUAGUGUAGAAACCGAAAGGCGUGUGGAUUAUCAUUUAACUUCUAACGAGUUAGUCAAGGGAUAACUUGUAAAGAAUAAAAAAAAAAAAAAACAUUAGCGCAAAUUUCUUUUUAGGUUGUUCUUAGGUUGGUAGGUUUUAGAGCAAGGAAAAAAUAAGUCCGAGCUGUUUAAUUAAACAAAUAUUAACCUUACCAUCAUCUGCCUCAACUUCAGCAAUCGGGGACACAAACGUAAUUUGUAACAUAAAUCCUACUACUAAUAAAUUCACGGAAGACACCAUUCUGUCUAACAAAUUGAUAGCCGUAAUCCUUUUAAUUAAUCACUAUCGGUCUUACGGAUUAAUUUAUUCAGCAAAAAGUCACUUUUGUUGGAAAAAGUAUCGUAAUUUUUUACGAAACCCGAAAGCCGGCCACGAGCGGUCGAUCGGACGUGCGCUCGCGCUGCGCAGUGACUUCUGUACGACUAACAAAACUAUAAAAUACUGAAAGGUUCAACAUACACUGGCAUGCCUUUUGCCUAAGCAAUUAAAGCUCGGAACAGGGAAAGAAAGGAACUAAUAAGUUCUAUGGUAGAGUUGGUAGCCAUUUAUCUCGCAGCGGGUAUUCAAAGAAAAGCAAAAGUUAGAUCUAUUAAUAUCUCGGCCGCUGCAAGUUGCGCUGUACUUAACUCACCUUGGAUUUACAACUGGUUAUUUUAAUUUAAUUAUACUUUUGCAUUCGAUUUAAAUAGAUUACUAUGCAGUAUCUAAAAUUGGAAGUGUGCAUUAUGCAUUAGUAGGUGUUUUAUAAUACUUCAUUAAAAUUAACCUAGUUUGCAUAAAAGUUUUUUUUUAUACAUUACAAGUUAGCCCUUGACUAUAAUCUCACCUGAUGGUAAGUAUGAUGCAAUCCAAGAUGGAAGCGGGCUAACUUGUAACUUGUUAUUUUCAUCCUCCUGAAAAUCUAUGUCCCUCUCGGUAUCUACACGGUAUCGUACCGGCACGCUUGACGGUACGUCUUUGUCGGUAGGGUGGUAACUAGCCACGGUCGAAGCCUCCCACCAGCCAAAAUAGUUUUAUAUGUUUAUCUUGCGCGUAGAGUUCUUUAUUAGAAACAUAUAUUUUUAACAUGUCCUUCGUAUAGGUAAUCAGUGGCGUGCAUUUCAUACAUGCAUUAAAGCACAGCUUACCUCAACAAAUGCUUUGUUAAUGCUUAUCCAAUGCACAUUUUCGCAGUUUGGUUAAAUUGACUUAGGAGUAUGUGGAUUUUGGGAAUCUAAAUUUUAAAACCCAUUUCUUCUUUUAGUACUUUGUAAUUCUACUGAAAUUAUUUAACUAAGGACAUUGAAUUUUUCUUAAACUUCUGGGAAUUUAAUUCAUUAAAAUGAUUGAAAUUACGUUUUGUUGUUACCAUGCUUGUAUCUUCUCCUGAUGAGGGUAUAGGUACGUCCAUGAAAUAAUAUAGUACGUUUAGCAAAAAAAGAUAUCUCUGCCAUAAAUUGACGCUCAGACCAGGGUCUCCCCCAGCCAGUAUGACGCUGUGAACUCUUCUACGGUACGAAAUACAGGCCUAAGACAGCGGGUUAUAACUAAUUUUAAUGCAGCUUUUUUUCUUUCCAUAUAAGUAUAAAAUAAAAGUACAUUAUGAUAUGUUUUUUUUUUCAUUUAUCCUAGGUAUUCGAUAUUCGUUAUCAUGAGGUCAGGUUUAGGCAGCUGCAACAGCUCGAGAAUCAAGAUAAACUCAAAUAAAUUACUUGUUAUUAAAACGUGACAGAUUGCUUUUCUAUUUUAAAUUAAGUAAAAGUGUAAUUCUAUUUUAACGCUAAACUUGAUGCUAUCUAAAUCGAAACAAGAGAUUUAUUUAUAGUUGUAUCUCCGUCUCGUAGAUCCCAAAAUAAACUUUCAUGAAUGUGAACCGAUAUAUUUACUAACAUAGAGGAUACGCCGAUUUAUUGACGCAUGCGUAUUACACCAGCGCGCGCACUGUUAUCACCUGAUAAGCCCAUUCACUCCAGAAUCAAGCCUUCCGAGCCAAACAUGUUGCUCAAAAAAUAACAUUGAAACGUAAACUGAAACAAAUACCAAAAUGGGCAACCAAUUUAAUGUUGUGGCUGUUGUGGCGUGCUUUAAGACACUACUUUUCCUCUUCAAUAUUGUGUUCUGGCUGACGGGCCUUCUCAUGCUAGUUUUGGGCCUCUGGGCGGAGUUCGGCCUUUACAAGUAUAUGGAGAUGUCCCCGGAGUUCUCGGGGACUGCCCCGCUCGUUAUCAUUGGGGUUGCUACCCUGAUUGUACUCAUCAGCUCGGUGGCGUUCUCUGGCAUCAUUAAAGGACAACCUGUGCUGUUGUAUAUUUAUGGUGGAUUUCUCAUCUGCAUAUUUAUGAUGGAACUCGGAGUGGGUGCGUCAGCGAUCUGUUACCGGGACACGUUUGCGAAAGGAUUACACGACGGGCUGACAAAGUCGAUCAUUACUUACAAUCCUAAAAAAGCCAACUUCGAUUUUGCUCAAGCGACAUUACAAUGCUGCGGUGUAUCUAACUAUACGGACUGGAUGCGACUGUCUCCUCAGCGUGUGAUACCGAUCUCUUGCUGCGUGGACAAAACCCGUUGCGUUACGGCUAACUACAGCGACGUUUACCAAAGAGGAUGCUACGAGGUAUUAUCGGAGUAUCUGAUGAACAAUUUAAACAUCGUGUUUGCGAUAGCCAUUGGAACGGCACUGCUGCCUCUGGUAGGCGCCAUGGUCUCGUGCUCUCUGGCCAGGGGGAUUGAAAAAUCGAAAUAUGACGCCAUCAAUUGAAUCAUCGGCUCAACUACUGGACAAAUGAAUGUCAACUUUGAAUCUCACGACUGAAUAGUUCUUUUAUAUUCUAUUUACGUGUAUUAUUACGGGAUUUUUGAAGUAUAAAAUUCUAUAAAUGAAGGAUUUAUACCUGGGUAUACACCUAAUCUUCAAUUUACUGUUUUUUAGGGUUCCGAACGUACGUAGUUUUGAAUUUAUAUCAACAAAUUUAAAGUUAAGUAGUGACUUGAUCGGCAAUUAAAUAUUUUUCCUUAAAACCUGGUUGUUCAGGCCUUGAAUCUUCAGAAUGUGGUGAAUAAUGUUAUUAUACAUUUAUAUUUAGAUAGAUAUUGUAUUUACUACCUUUAUAUAGGUAAUACAUAACUACAUACUCUAAAUAUUUAAACGCAAAAGGUAAAGAAAUAUCCGCAAAAAUAAUAAAACCGCUAGACGUACAAACACGAAAUUUGGCAGAGAGGUAGUUUAUAGUUAGUUGACAUCCGCUAAGAAGGGAUAUUAUUGUAACAGGGCCGGAUUAAAGAUGUCUAAAGCGGACUAAGUCACAGGCAUCCCCUAGUUAGGAAUAUUAGUUAGGAUAUUACCUAGAUAUGGCAUAAUGCUGUCAGUUUAUUAAUAAUUUUCAGUCAACUGCUUACAUGAAGUAGUACGUACAACUCCUUGCCUCAAAUGAGGGGUACCUCACGAGGACCUCGCGAGGUACCCCUAACCCCAUGUAAAAAUGAUAAGUUACUCAUCACUACAAUCAGUGCUCUCAUAAGCCGGCUCGGCAUGAAAUUUUAGUAAGUCAAGCUUCGGCUGAAACCUAAAUAAUUGUUUUCUGCCCUUGGGAGAAAAACGGUUACAUUUAGUCAUUGAGCCUUCGCUUGACUCGCUUGUGAGAGGUGUUUAUAUUCUGCCGGCGAUGGCAAGACGUACUGUGAAGAAAAUUUUCUUAGGAUAGUAAAUAAACGACAUGCGUAUAUUCUCCCUCUACACCAUACUAUAGUCUGGCAAGUUUGUUGAUGACACUCCUAUGAUAUGCGGGCGAAGGGGGGAAAGACUGCGCGGGUGUGAAAUCGUGCGUGCGGGGAACGAACUAACUUGCCAAGCUAUAGUUGAAAGCCGCCCAUCAAUAGACCGCGAUCUCCUGCCGAUUGGAGACGAUAGACGUCAUACAUAGUUGUGGUUAACUGUUUAUAUAGCGUUUUUCUCGAUGUAUACCUACAAUCUACAUAGUAUAUAAUAUAUGUUUGUUACUGAACUUUAAAUUCUAUUUCCUUCUUGAGAUAUUGUCAAUUUUAAAAAAUAAUACUUAGAUAUCUAAUAAAGUUAUAUUAUAAAUUAUAUGAUUAUUUAUAAUUUUAUUAACAUACCUGCACACUGAUUUCUUAGCAUUCUCCUACCUAGUGUUUUUCAGAUAGCAUUGGUAUGGUGACAGUUGCCUUAUGACGUUCAUAAUACGUACGAAUAACGUGAAUCGCGGCAAACUUCCAAGAGUGAAACGAACUGUCACAGUACCCAUGCUAUCUGAAAAAUACUAGUUAUUAUGGCGUGUAGCAGCGAGUGAUUGUACUAUUAUAAAUGUGAAGCACCUCGAAGAAGACCUGCUGUCUUGAGGACUUGUGACAAAAAAUCCAGGAAUUGAACCACUAUUUUUAUAGAAUGAGAUCUGGCUUAAGAAAUAUUUAUUUCUAGUGCUAGAUUAGACCAUUAUGAAAAUAAUACUCAUUGAAUUAAUAUAAAAACAUGAUCUUUUAACAAAUUAGCUAAAAGCGGUUUCAGACUAGCGUUUUAUUCGCGCGUAUAAGGUCGUUUUUUGGAAGCGAAUGUAGGCGCGUAUAAGCGCGCCCAUUGGCACACGCUCAUCUCGUACGAGCGUUGACGUGCUUCUAAGGUCGUAUAUGUUAUGAU